AUGCUCCGACAAUCAAAGUUGCCAGCGUCUUGGAUCUCACGCAAUGCGAAUCAUCGCGGCAGCGCUUCUGGCGGGUCUCCACACACCACUUCAGACUCGUCGACACCACAGACUUCAUCCUCUUCCCACUCUCCUAGGUCUCCACCGCAAAUGGACGAACGAGAGAAAUUACGCCUGCUCGCUCAGCAGACGCUGGAUGUCAUCGCCAGAGGGGUCUACACCAGCCCCUCCGGACAGGUAAUCCACAUACGCCAUAUUGUUGAAAUGUCCAUGAGAGGCACAUUGUUCUACUCACCGCAAGCUUUUGACAAUUGGGAAACCCUCCGAACCCCGAGCGGCCUCAACCCCAUCCAUACCCGCUUUAGCUGUACAGAGCGAACGACGCUACAAGCGGCCCAAGAGUUUGCAAACGAAGCUCGUCAAGUCGCAGCGCAAGCACGCUCCAAUGCUCCCCCCAGAGUGGGCGUCCUCAAUUUUGCGAGUGCCACAAAACCUGGAGGAGGGUUCAAGAACGGUGCAAAGGCUCAGGAAGAGUCCAUCGCCCGUGUAUCAGCUCUCUACGCAUCACUCACGACGCCAACCGGUCUUCAAUUUUACAAACGCGAUGCCCGUAGGCGACAAGGACCAACUUACUCGGACGCCAUGGUUUACAGUCCACAUGUUCUUGUGUUUAAUACCGAUGAGCUCCAGCUACUGGACGAGCCUUAUGAGAUUGCGGUCGUAACCUCGCCAGCAGUCAACGCGGGCGAAGUCAGAGAUCAGAACCGGCAUCAAGACCAGGGCAAAGUAGAGAGAGCAAUUGGUCGACUUAUGUACCAGCGAAUGGCACGCAUCCUCGCAUUAUUUCAAAACCGGGGCGAUAAUUACCUCGUACUUGGCAGUUACGGAACCGGUGUCUUUCGCAACCCAGUGGAGACAGUCGCGUCGAUUUGGAUGGACUUGCUCGUUCGCCCCGGAGCUCCGUUCGAAAACGUCUUCGAGCGCGUCGACUUUGCUAUCAUUGGCCAUGACACUUUUGAACGCUUCAAUUCUGUGUUUCAAGCCUCUAUUCAGCUGCCAUCAGCCGGAGCUACAGGCCGUUGA
This is a messenger RNA of Serendipita indica DSM 11827, 1083 nucleotides long. The record is from the annotation of a GenBank genome assembly. Lineage: Eukaryota; Fungi; Basidiomycota; Agaricomycetes; Sebacinales; Serendipitaceae.